GUUUGUUUUUGAGAGGAAGAAGCUGGUUGGAUGUAGGGCGGGGUCUAAGGAGAGAGGGGGGAGACAGAGACAGAAGGACAGAGACAGAGACACUGCUGCUCACCGCGGACGGAGCGACACCGGGAGGAUGCGCCGGCGCAGCGGCAAUCGGUAGCUGUUCUCGGGGACGCAGCUCCAGGAUGAGCGUAGCGCUGCAGGACCUCCGGAACACCAUGUCCAGCUAUAAGCGAGCUACGUUGGAGGAGGACGACGGGUUGGACGCUCCAGGCGAGGCGGCCUCGUCUCCCGACCAAGUAGAGGUGGGUUUCCGGAAGGGAGGCGUGGACAUUCUGGGCCGGAGGACCCAGCUGGAGGUUCUGCUGUCGGUUCUGCUGCUGGUCGCCCUGCUGGCUCUGCUGGCCUCUUUGCUGGUCCUGGGUCUAGGAUUCAGCUCAGACAGUGGGCGGGGCCUCUGCCUGUCGGAGGCGUGCGUCACGGUAGCGAGUCAGAUGGUGGAGGCCAUGGACCGCAGCGCCGAUCCCUGCACCGACUUCUACCAGUUUGCCUGCGGAGGAUGGAUGAGGAAGAACCCGCUACCAGAUGGACGGUCCAGGUGGUCCACCUUCAACAGUAUCUGGGAGCAGAACCAGGCUCUGCUCAAACACCUGCUGGAGAACGGGACCUUUAAUGGCAGCAGUGAGGCGGAGAAGAAGACUCAGUUCUAUUAUCUGUCGUGUCUCAACACCCAGAGGAUCGAGGAGCUCGGGGCUCAGCCUCUAGUGGACCUCAUCGCCAAGAUCGGCGGCUGGAACAUGACGGGUCCGUGGGAGAAGGAGAACUUCAUGGAGGUUCUGAAGACCGUAUCUGGUCCCUACAGAGCUCAGCCUUUCUUCAGUGUCGGAGUCAACGCUGAUCCCAAGAACUCCAACAGCAAUAUCAUCCAGCUCGACCAAUCAGGGCUCUUCCUGCCAUCCAGAGACUAUUACCUCAACAGGACAGCCAACGAGAAGGUACUGGUGGCGUACCUGGACUACAUGGUGGAGCUGGGGACGCUGCUGGGGGGGGACCGGAGCUCCACCCAGGUUCAGAUGCGGCAGAUCCUGGACUUUGAGACGGCACUCGCCAACAUCACCGUCCCUCAGGACCAGCGGAGGGAUGAGGAGAAGAUCUACCACAAGGUCACCAUCUCCGAGCUGCAGCUACUGGCUCCAUCCGUGGAGUGGCUGGACUACCUGUCUUACUCUCUGUCCCCUCUGGAGCUCAACGACACUGAGCCUGUCGUCCUCUACGCCAGAGAGUACCUGCAGCAGGUUUCUGAGCUCAUCAACAAGACAGAGCGCAGUCUGUUGAAUAACUACAUGAUGUGGACGCUGGUUCAGAAGAGUGUGGCGAGUCUGGAUCAACGCUUUGAGAACGCUCAGGACAAACUGCUGGAGAGCCUGUACGGGACCAAGAAGUCCUGCACCCCCCGAUGGCAGACCUGCAUCGGGAACACAGACGACACGCUGGGCUUCGCUUUGGGAGCUCUCUUUGUGAAGGCCACCUUCGACAAGCACAGCAAGGAGAUCGUGAGUCACCAACGUGAACCUGAUCUACCUGGUCCAGGUGGGCCAAGAUCAGGAGCAGGUCUAAGUCCCUGUCUAUCUGUCCCUCAGGCCGAGGAUAUGAUCAACGAGAUUCGCUCGGCCUUUAAAGACGCUCUGGAACGACUCCACUGGAUGGAUGAGGACACAAAACGGGCCGCUAAGGACAAGGCUGAUGCGAUCUACGACAUGAUUGGUUUCCCAGAAUUCAUCUUGGACCCCAAAGAGCUGGACGAUGUGUUUGAUGGGUACGACGUGUCUGACGACAGCUUCUUCCAGAACAUGUUGAACUUCUACAACUUCUCGUCCCGAGUGAUGGCUGACCAGCUGAGGAAGACUCCCAACAAGGACCAGUGGAGUAUGACUCCGCCUACAGUGAACGCCUACUACAUGCCCACCAAGAACGGCAUCGUUUUCCCUGCUGGGAUCCUACAAGCUCCUUUCUACUCUCACGACCACCCAAAGGCGUUGAACUUUGGAGGCAUCGGGGUGGUGAUGGGUCAUGAGCUCACGCACGCCUUCGAUGACCAGGGUCGCGAGUACGACAAAGAGGGAAACCUGAGGGCUUGGUGGCAGAACUCGUCAGUGGAGGCGUUCCGCCAGAGGACCGAGUGCAUGACGGAGCAGUACAACCGCUACACCGUCAACGGGGAGCACGUCAACGGAAAGCAGACGCUGGGGGAGAACAUCGCCGAUAACGGGGGGCUGAAGGCGGCAUACCACGCGUACCGGUCCUGGGUCCAGAAGAACGGGGAGGAGAAGAGGCUCCCAGCUGUCAACCUGACCAACGACCAGCUCUUCUUCCUGGGGUUCGCGCAGGUGUGGUGUUCAGUCCGAACGCCGGAGAGCGCCCACGAGGGGCUGGUGACCGACCCGCACAGCCCCCCCCGCUACCGGGUCAUCGGCACGCUCGCCAACUCCCCCGACUUCAGCCGCCACUUCGCCUGUCCCGCCGGGACGCCCAUGAACACCGGGCAGCGCUGCGAGGUCUGGUAGAGGGGGCGUGGCCAAUGGGCGGGCACUGUAGUGAGGACCAGCUGCUCGUGGGACUGACGAGCGGACGGACUUCCUGUCUGCGAUCGUCACGGACUCACUGGACUUCAGAGAGGUGGAGGACUGAUGAAGAUGAAGAAGCCACAUGGCACCAUGUUGCUGAUUUCUGCUUUAUGACCGUUAUUAAUUAUAAUUAUUAUUGUUGAUGGCCUGUAUGUGUGUAUGUAUGCGUGUGUGUGUGUGUGUGUGUGCGCGUGACUCUCUGAUGACUUCACAGCAUGUUGACCUCUUACAUCAUCAUUGUUCAUUCUUUCAUUCAAGACGUUUAAGGCGUUUUAUUUCCGCUUUAAUUUAAAGUAGUUAAUUAAUUGUCAACUGUUAAAGGGUUUUAAUGGAUUAUCUGUUGCAGUAUAUGAGGAUGUUUUUAAGGAGUAAAAAGUCCCAAAAUGCUAUUUAUAGAAAAAUUAAUGGACAUAUUUAGGCUGACGGUUUUUAUGUUUUUUCGCCCCUUGAAAGGUUCUUGAAUCAGAUUAUGCUAAUUAAUUAGCCCUAAUUAGACCCUAAUUAACGCUGGAGUCGUUGGUAGUGAGAACACAAACUCUUCCGUGUUAAUAAUUAAUGACAUAACACUCUUAGAUUAUGGUAAAACUCUAUUUAAAACGUUGCCUUAUUAUUUAGCAAGAUGCCUUAAAAAUACAAUUAAUUGUAAUAUUAAAACGUUUUCAUCUAAACAUGUGAACAUUUAUUCAUAUAAUCUGAUCAGGACCCCUUUAAAAUACCGUAAAUAUAGCAUGUAAAAAGUACCCUCUUUUUUUUUACUGCUGUCUCCCCAGUAAGUUAAAACCUUCAUGAACUUUAAUGGUGUCGUCUUUUAAAUGUUUUUCAGCUCUUAAAAGCCUUAAUUUAACACUCGUCUUCAGUUUAAAGUAGAAAUAAAGAGAUUCAGUGUAAAUGUUGUUGCUGUGUGUUUUCCUGCUGACAACAAACGGCACGCUGCUGUUGCCAUGGAGACUUACCUUCAGCAGAACCGCAGUCAUCAAUUCAAACAACAAUUAAAAACAACAACAAACGCCUCUAAAAUGAGACUUAAUUAUACAACUUAGAAAUACCGCCUUAAUGUGUGAAAUUUAACCUUCAAAAAUAUGAUGUCUAAGGGGUCAUGUGACCUGUCAAAGGUCACACACCAUAAGACUCCUAAAACGGGUCCAGGGCCAUUGGAGACUCAGCGUGGGGCGUUCGGGGGCUGAAAGGAGCAUGGGGAUUUACAGGUUCACACAGAAAAAGAAAAAAGAAAUACUUUCAAAUGUAUUUUUUCUUUCAGUAGUUUGUUUCCGAAAACACUUUAUGACGAUAAUAUAAAAUGCCAACUAAAGAAGCGUCAGGUAGCUGAUUACAGGUGGAGCUGCUUACCUGCGUGUGUGAGUGGGUGUGUGAGUGGGUGUGGGUGUGGGCAUGUGUACUUGUGCACGCUUCGCCCUCCUGAUGACAUCACUGUCCCUUCAGCUGGUGCGUGUUGUAGUUUGUUAAGCAGAAAAAGAAGCUGCUUCCUGCCAAAGACGUGUGUGUGUGUAUGUGUGUGUGUGUGUGUGUGUGUGUGUGUGUGUGCGCGCGUGUGUGCAGUAGCUCUCAUGUACAAUAAACUCUUUGUCUUGAAGGGGGCGUCACUACUCUGCUCGUCCGAUCAGAGCGCUGCAUUACAAAUAAACAUCUUAAAACUCCCAACUCUGCUCUUAUUAUGGAAACUACAGAUCCCACAAUGCACCUGUGUCCCUUACUGUUCUGGAAAAAAUCCAUUCUUUGUUGCAAGUUAAAGUAUUUGGAAUAUUUCUGCGUUAAAAGUCAAAAAGGACUUUGAGCUUGUUGUACUUAGUAUGAGAAGUACUACUUGGCACUGUUGUACUUUUGUUUCCUUUAUACUUGAUACAACUGAGAAGCACUUUUACUUAUUGUACCACAGCUAAAGUACUGCGUACUAUUAUUAACCGAGUAUUUGUAUUGUGUACUGUAGUCCUGUGAGUAAUGAAUACAUUUUUCAUGUACUAUAAAUUAUCGCAUCAUCACGUCAUCAGGAACGAAAAAUAUAUAUAUGUAUAUUUUAUCUAUGAAUAAAUAUAUCUAUAUAUAUAUAU
Messenger RNA from Pungitius pungitius (ninespine stickleback), 4684 nucleotides. It is a transcript of the gene ece2b, whose product is annotated as endothelin converting enzyme 2b. Bases 180 to 2558 code for a protein of 792 amino acids. The record is from RefSeq and is a predicted model, not a curated record. Gene Ontology annotation, cellular component: plasma membrane. The transcript has 18 exons. Gene Ontology annotation, molecular function: metalloendopeptidase activity. Gene Ontology annotation, biological process: protein processing. Lineage: Eukaryota; Metazoa; Chordata; Actinopteri; Perciformes; Gasterosteidae.